Messenger RNA from Dendroctonus ponderosae (mountain pine beetle), 3069 nucleotides. RefSeq names its product cytosolic purine 5'-nucleotidase (gene Nt5b). The record is from RefSeq and is a predicted model, not a curated record. Bases 405 to 2045 code for a protein of 546 amino acids. Lineage: Eukaryota; Metazoa; Arthropoda; Insecta; Coleoptera; Curculionidae. Gene Ontology annotation, molecular function: 5'-nucleotidase activity. The transcript is spliced from 11 exons.
UUGUUUUCACGAAUUUAAUUAUGGUACCAGUGCAACAUUUAACUAACGCAACUGAAGCGUCCCGCAAAUCUUGAUAAAAUUAAUUAAUGAGCUACAGUUCGAACUUCGAACGACUAACUACAUUCUCCGUUCAUUUCCAUCAAUGUAAGCGUGGAUGUCGAACGGUUGUGCGUGCGUUUUCAUACAAGAUAUUUGUUAAUAGUGAAAACUGUUUAAACUUCGGUGUGCACCAGAUUUUCUCCCAUACUUAACUCAAUCAUUCCAUCCGCACUUAGCGGCAUUUUAAAGUACGUUUAAUUUUAAUUUCACUUCCGUGCGUUUAUUUUGUAGUUUAAAGCGCACAUUGUCACGUCCAGACUACGUAGCGCUGUGCCCUCGAAAACUGUUCUUUGUGUUAAGUGACGAUGCGUUAUUUAAAUGGAAAUACGGGCCAAAUUAGGGACUCGAGGGACGUACCAAAAAAUGAAAUAUUCGUGAACAGAAGCCUCCAUUUGGAGAACAUCAAAUUCUAUGGUUUCGACAUGGACUACACGCUUGCCGAGUACAAGUCUCCGCAUUAUGAGAAGCUAGGAUUCGACUUGGUUAAACAACACAUGGUGUCAAUAGGUUACCCGCAAGAAAUCUUGGAAUUCGAAUAUGAUCCAGCUUUCCCUGUUAGGGGCCUGUGGUUUGAUACUCUUUAUGGAAAUUUAUUAAAAGUGGACGCAUAUGGAAACAUUCUAGUUGCUGUGCACGGCUUCGAAUUUUUGAAACACUCACGGAUUUACGAACUCUACCCUAACAAAUUUAUAACCCUAGAUGAAUCGAGGGUCUAUGUGCUCAACACGUUGUUCAAUUUGCCAGAGACUUAUUUGCUCGCUUGUCUGAUUGAUUUUUUUACUAACUCACCCGAUUACGCAAUAAACGAUACGGGGGUUGUGUGCGGAGAGCUGUUGAUGUCGUAUCAGUCGGUCUUCCAGGAUAUUAGAAAUGCUGUAGAUUAUGUGCACCUUCGAGGUGAGCUUAAACAACGAACAAUCGAGAAUUUGGAAAAAUUUGUGAAAAAAGAUGAAAGACUACCAACGUUUUUGGCUAGGCUUAGAGAGAGUGGAGCCAAGACGUUCUUGCUCACGAAUAGCGAUUAUAAUUUUACCGAUAAGAUUAUGAAUUAUUUAUUCGAUUUUCCUCAUGGGGCUAAGCCCGACGAGCCACACCGCAACUGGAAAACCUACUUUGACAUCGUAGUAGUAAAUGCAUGCAAGCCGCUAUUUUUCGCAGAAGGAACCAUUCUUCGUCAAGUAGACACAAGUACAGGAGCAUUAAGACUUGGCAUACAUACGGGCCCAUUCCAGAAAGAUCAUGUCUAUUCUGGCGGAUCUUGUGAUGUAUUUUCAAAACUUAUUGGCGCAAAAGGAAAGGACGUAUUAUACGUAGGUGAUCAUAUUUUCGGUGAUAUUUUGAAGAGUAAGAAAAUUAGAGGAUGGAGAACAUUCUUAAUAGUGCCUGAAUUGGUAAGGGAACUGCACGUAUGGACUGAUAAAUGCCAACUGUUCAACGAACUUCAAACCUUAGACGUGAAACUCGGAGAAAUGUACAAAAACUUGGACAGUAGUACGAAGGAAAAGCCAGAUAUUUCGAAGCUUAGAAGUGCUAUUAGGGAUGUAACACAUAAAAUGGACAUGUCGUAUGGAAUGAUGGGAAGUCUAUUCAGAUCGGGAUCUCGUCAAACCUUUUUCUCUUCACAAGUUGUGAGAUAUGCAGACUUGUAUGCCGCUACUCAUCUCAACUUGCUAUAUUACCCGUUUUCGUACAUGUUCCGGGCACCAGCCAUGUUGUUGCCCCAUGAGUCGACAGUAGCACAUGAACAACAUUUUGCCACUGAGCUAAUGCCCGACGAUGAAGAUUCAAGAAGGCAAUCUAAGGUGUUUGAAAGAGCUCAAAGCCAGAUCCCUCACAUCCGACCCGAGACUCCCCAAAGUCUUACCCAUAAUCACGACGAAGAUUUUAGUGAUGAAGAUAGCGAUGAGAAGAACCUGUCUUCCAAGUCAAACGGCAAUGAAAAGUAAUAAAGGUAAUUUUUGUAAACCGUUUUCGCAAAUAAAAAUAAAUUGAGGUUGUGCAUAAAGGAUAACAUAAUAAACCGACCGUUCCUGCCAGAAAUAGUUAGGUCUAAAGACUUUUGGGCUCAGUAACAGGUGAUUUGUUACAGAUUAUUUAGUUCUGUUUUAGUGUGUUGCAAAUUACAUUUAAAAUAGUAUUGUCUUUCCAGCUGUUUACGCAUGAAGUAUCUUAAGAGCAUUAGUUUGUUGUCAUUGAGGCUGUGUUAAGAAACAUAGUAAACCUUUACGCCAAGCAAACUGCAAAGACUAAACGCUCAUUGUUUUCUUUCGUUUACGAAAUCAAAAAUAUUGUUUUAAGAGAUUCAAACAGAAAGCUAAUUCUAAGACCUUGUGUAAUACAUGAAAAUGCAUAUAAACAACGCAUACAAUUUAGGUGAUAUUCUGCUAGAGAAUUAAUAACUUUUGCAAAUAAGCAAUUUCAAACUGUUUAUUUAGGAACUUAUUUAGAAUUUCUCAUCAGAACAUCUUGCCUGAUGCAAUUGAAUUUGUACGAAAUCUCGUAUAGUUUCAUGAGGAUUAUUAAAUAAGAAAGUAUUUAAGAUUAAAAUUUUCUCGAUUCUAACUAGAAUUCAUUUUGAUCGAGUUUUAAAUCAUAAAUAUCCGACUGUUUUGCAAAUGUUUGCACAUUUGAACAUAAAUAAAGUUUUACGAGCAUUUUACUUAAUACGUAUUAAGGCUGAGAGUUUUUUUCUAUAAAUCGUUAAAAACAGUGUACAAUGAAAGUUCAAUGCACACUGAAAAAAAAUGUCAGAAUAAGAAGAUUGUAUUUUUAGUAUAGUACGUUAGUUAUUGUGCACAAAAUAAUACAUGUUACAACAAUUUAAAGUAUAUCUUGAAAAUGCUAUAUUUUAAUGAAAACAAAUAGUACCUAUAGUUGCUGUAGAUUUAUUGUUUAUAGUAUAAUAUAUAUUUGUUUUUUUUGAGAUUUUAAUAUAAUUUAAUUCUUUUAUAUUAAAGAUUGCAACCAUUA